UUCAUACAAUCCCGCAUCACUGCAUCUCCAGUUGAAGAGACACGAUGGCUUUAGCGGAUCCAACCUGUGGAAUAUUAAACGGCGCAGAAUCCACGUCUCCGUUUUCCGAAAUUAUUGAACUAAAUGUUGGAGGACAAGUGUAUGUAACGCGGCACACGACUUUGACAGCCGUGCCGGGUUCUCUCCUCUGGAACAUGUUCAGUAAGAAAACGCCGAAAGAGCUGGCACGGGACAGCAAGGGUCGUUACUUUUUGGACAGGGACGGGUUUCUUUUCCGCUACAUUUUAGACUACCUACGGGAUCUAAAUCUGGUUUUGCCCGACUAUUUUCCAGAAAAGAGCAGACUACAGAGGGAGGCAGAGUUUUUUCAGCUGCGGGACCUGACCAAGCUCUUGAGUCCUAAAAUGAGUAAAGACAUCUCCAUCACCGAUGAGAUCUGCCAGAGUGAUUCGGAAGAGCCGUCGGUGCAGAGCGCGACUCCGUUGGUCGGACCGGACCCCUCACGCGCGCUGUCCGCCGUCAGCACCGCUCGUUCUCCAUCACUGGAGUCCAAGAAGACGGGCUACAUCACAGUCGGUUACCGGGGUUCAUAUACAAUAGGAAGAGACAUACAGACAGACGCCAAAUUCAGGCGAGUCGCGAGGAUCACGGUGUGCGGGAAAACUUCUCUAGCUAAAGAGGUGUUCGGAGACACUUUGAACGAGAGCAGAGACCCGGACCGACCUCCGGAGAGGUACACAUCGCGCUAUUAUCUGAAAUAUAAUUUUCUCGAGCAAGCGUUUGACAAACUGUCCGAGCUUGGCUUCCAUAUGGUCGCGUGCAGCUCCACUGGCACGUGCGCUUAUUCCAGCAGUGAUCCGAACGAGGACAAGAUCUGGACAAGCUACACAGAGUAUGUUUUCUGUCGAGAAUGAGCACACAUUUGUUACAUGAAAACGUCUAUACGCAUUUAAUACAAUAGUAAGGUUCCAUCCACUCUUAGAGAAGUAUAAUGGAGUUUCUCCGAUUUGCACCCGCCAGUUGUCUCAUUGUUAGCGUCACAGGAUCGACUAACUCUGAGACUUUAAAGCGAUAUUCUGGGUUUAAUACUUAAGCAUUUAUGGCAUAAUGUUGAUUACCUCCCGGCCCUCCUUUUCUUAAAAAAAAUAAAUAAAAAAAUAAAUAAAUUUGGGUUACAUUGAGGCACUUUCAAUGGAAGUGAAUGAGGCCAAUCCGUAAAUGUUAAAAUACAAUAUGCGUUUUAACAUGACUUUAAUGUGAUAAAAUUAAUUACUAACAUUUUCUGUGAUUUUUGCAAAUUCGUUGCCAUGACGACAUGACGCAGUUCACCCCAAAACCCUUAAAUGACCGAAAAACGGCUAUUUAAAUAACUUUACAGCUCAAAUAAUACGAGUUUUAACAGCAGAUUUAAUAUAAAACUAUAAACUUCAUAUUUCUGCUUUCUGCCCUCCAAAAAGUGGCCCCAUUCACUUUCAUUGUAAGUGCUUCACUGUGACCUCGAUUUUUGCUUCUUUUUAUUUCUUAAAAAAAUAAUACUUUUUUUUUUUUUUUAAGAAAAGUAGGGAUGAUUCGAAAUAAAUUUGUGUGGUAAUCAACAUUAUGCCACAAAUGCUGUCGAUUGAGCUUAAUAUUACAUUUUAUAUCCUGUAAUUCAUGAAUGCAGAAUGUGUUACUAUAGUGAUGCGUUCUUUCAUAGCUUUUUUCCUUUUUGUCAUUUUUUAUUUUUUUAAAAUUCAGAUUAGUAUUCAGAUGGCCUAUUUAUGAAACGUUCGCAUGCUAUGUAUUUUGUAUGUGUUAGUCAUUUUGCAUCAAACGUUGCUUUAUUAAACAUGGCAGAAACACAGACCAUUUUCACGAAAUAAGUUCAAUUAUGUCCUUUAUACAGGCUCACAAUUUUUAAUGGUAGUAUUGUACUGACUACAUAUUUGCUUACAUUCCAGUUUUAAAUGAGUGGGCAGUGAGAUUUGUUUGUUUUUGUCUAUGUUCAUAUCUGUAUAUUAAACAAAGUGCACCUUUUUAAUCCAGCUGUAAAUGACUUAAGAUGUUUUCUUUUAAAAGAGAGUUAAUCAUUCAAUAAAUUAUAAUCUUGUAAUCUUUCAGCCUUACAAUUUUGAAUUAUUAUUAUCAAAAUUCUUUAAAAAAAAAAAUAAAAAAAUAAAAAAAUAAAUAAAUCACUUUUGUUUGUUUUCAGUGUGACUUUUGCAGCUUUACAGUCUAGAGGGCUAAAACAGUACAUGAGUAACAGCCCAGAUUUGCUCUUCUGUACAAAUGCAUUCAGUGCUUCAAGUGCAUUAUAUUUUUAAAAUAUAUUUUUGCUUAAUAGAAAUUUAAA
This is a messenger RNA of Myxocyprinus asiaticus (Chinese sucker), 2332 nucleotides long. RefSeq names its product BTB/POZ domain-containing protein KCTD12-like. The coding region runs from base 45 to 914 and encodes 289 amino acids. The record is from RefSeq and is a predicted model, not a curated record. The transcript has a single exon. Gene Ontology annotation, molecular function: protein binding. Gene Ontology annotation, biological process: protein homooligomerization; regulation of G protein-coupled receptor signaling pathway. Gene Ontology annotation, cellular component: presynaptic membrane; postsynaptic membrane. NCBI's taxonomy places the organism in Eukaryota, Metazoa, Chordata, Actinopteri, Cypriniformes, Catostomidae.